This is a messenger RNA of Spizellomyces punctatus DAOM BR117, 1898 nucleotides long. Its product is annotated as pyruvate kinase. The record is from RefSeq and is a predicted model, not a curated record. Gene Ontology annotation, molecular function: potassium ion binding; magnesium ion binding; pyruvate kinase activity. Gene Ontology annotation, biological process: glycolytic process. Lineage: Eukaryota; Fungi; Chytridiomycota; Chytridiomycetes; Spizellomycetales; Spizellomycetaceae. The coding region runs from base 131 to 1618 and encodes 495 amino acids. Gene Ontology annotation, cellular component: cytoplasm. The transcript has 12 exons.
CUUGGUUUCUUCCUCCACACACCUGCAACUUGCGAAACAGGAAAACGUCCGCUCAUUUCUUAGAGGAUAAGGAAGCAUAGAACCUUCCUAGCUGCAGUCAUUGAGUAGAAAUAUCAAGAUAUCUCUUACAAUGUCGGACGCACAGUACAUCGCGGCGGCCGACCGUCACGUUCAAAUUAAGACCAAGAUAAUCUGUACGAUUGGUCCCAAAACCCAGUCGGUGGAAAUGUUAGGCAAAUUGAUCGAGGCGGGAAUGAACGUGAUGCGAAUGAAUUUCUCUCAUGGAAGCCAUGAGUAUCAUGCCAAAACCGUCAAAAACUUACAUGCCUACCUGGAAGGGACAAAAACACCAAAAUCAGUUGCUAUUCUGCUCGAUACCAAGGGCCCCGAAAUUAGAACUGGCAAACUAGUGGGUGGAACCGACAAAAAGCUUCAAGCAGGCUCUAUUUUCACCUUCCAUAACGAUGACUCUGUGCUCGGUGACGAAACACAAGUGUCAACUUCCUACAAGUCCCUCCCCACGUCUGUCCAACCCGGUGACCGAAUUUUGGUAGACGAUGGGCUGAUUGGUAUGCAAGUUGUCGAAGUCCGCUCGCAAACAAGCGAGGUGGUAUGCAGGGUAGAGAACGAUGGUAUCCUUGGUGAGACGAAAGGUGUCAACUUGCCGGGCAUUCAAGUAGACUUGCCGGCUAUCACAGAAAAGGACGCAGGAGACAUUCGAUUUGGAAUUGAACAGGGUGUAGAUUUUAUCGCAGCGAGUUUCAUCCGAAAGGCUGCGGAUGUUCUUGAAAUCCGCAAGUUGAUUGAAGGCACAGGGAUUAAAAUCAUCUCGAAAAUUGAGAAUCAAGAGGGUUUGGAAAACUUUGAUGAAAUAUUGGCUGUGUCAGACGGUAUCAUGGUGGCGCGUGGUGACUUGGGCGUCGAAAUUCCAGUCGAGCAGGUUGCGCGGUAUCAAAAAAUGAUGAUCCGCAAAUGCAAUGCGGCCGGGAAGCCUGUGGUAACUGCGACGCAAAUGCUGGAGAGUAUGAUCGUCAACCCGAGGCCAACUCGGGCAGAAGCAACAGAUGUUGCAAAUGCCGUAUUGGAUGGCAGUGACUGUGUGAUGUUGUCUGGAGAAACCGCAAAGGGUUCUUUUCCGAUUCAUGCUGUCGAGAUGAUGGCGAAAAUUUGUCGCGAAGCGGAGAUUGACAUUAACUACACGGAAUUGUACCCCUCCAUAAGACGGCAAGUGCGCCUGCCCAUUGGUAUUUCCGAAACUAUCGCAUCCGGUGCAGUCAAGACAUCAUGGGAUGUCCACGCGGCAUUGAUUAUUGUGCUUACUCAAACGGGCAACACCGCUAUUGCUAUUGCAAAAUACCGCCCCAUUGCCCCUGUGCUUGCUGUCACAUCGUCACCUCAAGCAGCACGACAAUGUCAAGUCCUACGUGGCAUCUACCCUAUGCUCGUGGAAAAUAUGGAAGGAACGGAGAACAUUAUUCACCGCGCGAUGCUUUGGGGUGUAAAGAUGGGCAUGGCACAACGCGGGGAUCCGGUUGUUGUGACAUCAGGUGUUUUGGAGGCCCGAGCUGGCUCUACAAAUAUCAUGCGUGUACUCAAGUGCGUUGGAUUUGAGGUUUGAAAGCGAUCUAUUUGCAAUGAUAUGCCAAAUGUUCUUUGGUUUUUUCUUGCGAAAACCAGAUGUGUAGAUGACGAAGGCAGGGAAUAGCCAGGACUGUUUAGUACCCCUGAUAAGUAGGUCUAUAGAUGCGGUGGGCAAGAGUCUGGGGCAAUUCGUCGGUACAAUCUCGAUUUCAUACUCGCUCCCUCGCGACGGUUUGGUUGUUGCAUCUGAUUGCUCUGAUGGUUAAAAAAAAAUGAAAUAAAAAGUAAACUUGUGUCGAAGAGUGUCGCAUCGAAAA